This is a messenger RNA of Lutzomyia longipalpis, 5306 nucleotides long. RefSeq names its product multidrug resistance-associated protein 1-like. The record is from RefSeq and is a predicted model, not a curated record. NCBI's taxonomy places the organism in Eukaryota, Metazoa, Arthropoda, Insecta, Diptera, Psychodidae. The transcript is spliced from 7 exons. Gene Ontology annotation, cellular component: membrane. Gene Ontology annotation, molecular function: ATP binding; ABC-type transporter activity; ATP hydrolysis activity. Gene Ontology annotation, biological process: transmembrane transport. Bases 333 to 4880 code for a protein of 1515 amino acids.
ACGACUCUCAAUUCUCGCGGACUAAAUUGGCGCAAAUUCGCGGUUUGGAUAAUCUUGUGAUCUUUGAUCUCAAAUUACCAAUCAUCACAGUCAAAUUUUCAAGUGAUUGAAAUGUGUUGAAAAACCUCAAAACAGAAUGAAAAGUUGUUCUAAAGUUGAGUGAAUAACACUGGAAAAAGGAAUUUUUCAAUAAUUUUAUUCUGUUCGAGAAGGACAAAUAAAAUUUCAUCGAAUAAGUGAUUGUGCAGUUUUCUCGCCUUUAUCUUUUUCGCAUAUUUGAGCUACAUACUUUACUCAAAGCCACAAAAGGAGCUUAAAAAAGAAAAAGGACAAUGGAAGACUUCUGCGGAGGUCCUCUUUGGGAUGACGAUCUCACGUGGGCAUCGGAAAAUCCAGAUUUUACGCCAUGUUUUCACAAAACCAUCAUGGUGUGGGUUCCAUGUGCGUUCUUUAUCUUAUUCGUACCUCUGGAGCUAUAUUUCAUUGCAAGUAGCAAAAAUGGCCGUAUUCCGUGGGGUUUUCUGAACAUAUCGAAAGGAAUUGGAACAUUCCUGCUCUUCACUCUGGCUACGGCGGACCUAGCCGUGGGAGCUGAUCUAUGGAUUGCAGACACUCCUGGAGUAUACCCGGUUCAUAUUGUAACGCCGGUCAUCCUUAUGGUCACCUUCAUCCUUUCCUUGACACUCUUGCUGCUUCACAAGAAGAGAGGAAUACGAUCAUCUGGCCUUAUGUUCCUUUUCUGGUUCUUCAUUUUCUUCCUUGCAAUCUUCCGCUUCCGUUCUCAGCUCAUGAAUUUCGAUCCAGAUGCGGAAACAGUGGAGGAACAAAUUGACUUCCACACCUACCAAUAUGCAAGUGUAAUCACGCACUUCUGCCUCUGCAUCAUCAUGUUACUGCUCAACUGCUUCUCCGAUUUGCCACCAGAAGAUCGAGUCAAAGUUGGAAAACCCAGUCCUGAAAAUUCAGCCAGUUUCCUUAGAAAACUCUUCUUCCAAUGGUUCGAUCCAAUGACCUGGAAAGGCUACAGAAAGCCACUGGAAGUGAGUGAUAUGUGGGAUUUAAAUGAGGAAGAUCAGACCCGCACCUUGGUUCCACCUUUCGACAAGUAUUGGUACGAUAGUGUACGGAAAAACCAAUCAAAAGAAGAUGCAAAAGCUAAUGCUAAGAAGAGCACACAAAAUGGAUACAGCAAUGGGUCUGCUUUUACACCAUCAAGUAAAAAUAAGGCUCAUGGUAAAACUAAUGGAUCUGUUCUGCCUGCUAUGGUAAAGGCUUUUGGAGGACCAUUCUGGUUUGCUGGAAUCCUUAAACUCAUCAUUGAUCUUUUGGCAUUUGCUUCUCCUCAAUUAUUGGGACUCUUGAUUCGUUUUACCAGCGAUCUGACUGAACCACUAUGGCGUGGUUUGUUCUAUGCAUUCCUUAUGUUUGCUGCAGCCUUACUUACACUGUUUCUUAACGGACAAUAUUUCCACUUAACUUUCCUUGUUGGAUUUAGAAUCCGUAGUGCCCUAAUAUCUGCCAUAUACCGCAAAGCAAUGAGAGUGUCUAGUUCAGCAAAGAAGGACACAACAGUGGGUGAAAUUGUCAACCUUAUGGCAGUGGAUGCACACAGAUUCUUUGAAUUGGUAUCAUAUUUACAUCUGCUAUGGUCUGGACCCCUCGUAAUGGCCUUAGCUCUUUAUUUUCUCUACGAUCUACUUGGAGCGGCCAUUUUCGCAGGUUUAGCCGUUAUGAUUCUUAUGAUUCCAUUUAAUGCUUGGAUUGCAGUAAAAUUGAGAGCUCUUCAGAUGGAGCAAAUGAAGAUAAAAGAUCAUCGCGUGAAGAUGAUGAAUGAGAUCUUAGGCGGUAUGAAAGUUCUCAAACUCUAUGCAUGGGAACCAAGCUUUGAGACCAACGUAAAGGAUAUUCGUGAGAAAGAAAUGAAAGUUCUCAUUAAGAUGGCAUAUUAUAGUGCAGGUACUUUCUUCGCAUGGACCCUGGCUCCAUUCCUCGUAUCUCUGGCUUGCUUUACAACAUACGUAUUUAUGGAGGAAGGAAAUGAUCUUACUGCAACAACGGCAUUCAUGUCACUCGCGCUUUUAAACAUUCUACGACAACCUAUGAUGAUGUUCCCAAUGAUUAUUACAAUGUCAAUGCAGGCUUUAGUCUCCAUUGAUCGUAUUAACAAAUUCAUGAACAACGAAGAACUCGAUCCUGAUAAUGUUACUCAUCAUCCCCAUAAGAGUGCUCUUGUCAUAGAGAAUGGUAUAUUCACUUGGGGUGAAGAUGAGGCAACGCUCAAAAAUAUUAAUUUGGAAAUUCCAAAAGGAGCUCUGACUGCUGUUGUUGGUCCUGUUGGCUGUGGAAAGAGUUCUUUGGUCAGUGCUCUACUAGGAGAAAUGGAGAAGAAACAGGGCAAUGUGAAUACAGUUGGAUCUAUCGCCUACGUUCCACAACAAGCCUGGAUCCAAAACGCCACACUUCAGGAUAAUAUCCUCUUCGGUAGAAAGAUGGAUCGUCAACAUUAUGACAAAGUGCUCGAGGCCUGUGCCCUAAAAUCUGAUAUUGAAAUGCUUCCUGGAGGUGAUCAAACUGAGAUUGGAGAAAAGGGAAUAAACCUCUCAGGUGGACAGAAGCAGAGAGUAUCACUGGCAAGAGCAGUCUACAGCAAUGCAGACAUUUAUUUGUUGGAUGAUCCACUUAGUGCUGUUGAUGCUCAUGUAGGCAAGCAUAUCUUUGAUAACGUCAUCGGGCCUAAAGGACUUUUAGCAGGAAAGACGAGACUUUUGGUUACGCAUGGUAUCUCCUAUCUGCCACAUAUGGAUGAAAUUUUGGUCAUUAGUGGAGGUGAGAUCAGCGAAAGUGGUCAUUACAAGGAGCUUCUAGCUCAGAGAGGAGCGUUUGCAGAAUUCCUUGUUCAACAUCUGCAAGAAAUGGAGGAAGACGAAGAUUUGGAAGAAAUCAAGGAUGUUUUAGCAAUUAAACCAGAGGGUCGACAAUUGCUUGAAAGAGCUCUAUCUGUUAGAUCCACGUCCUCAAAGGGUUCAAAGAAGGGUUCAAUGAGAAAGAGAACUAGCCAACUGGAAAAGGAUGGCGUAGUUGUUCCAAAGGUGGGAACAACUCUGAUUGAGAAAGAAGAAUCAGCUACAGGAAAAGUGAGCUGGGCCGUUUACAUCAAAUACUUCAAAGGCGUUGGUGUAUGGAUGACAUUUUGGGCUCUCCUUAUGAAUCUUCUAAAUCAAGGAUUUUCGGCUGGUGCUAAUCUGUGGUUAACACGUUGGGCUGAGGAUACAGAAGCUCAUCUUCCAGCAAACAGAGAUAUGUAUCUGGGUGUCUAUGGAGCUCUCGGUGGUGGUCAAGCUAUCACAUUGUUCUUCAGUACUAUAACCCUAGCUAUUGGUUGUCUCAACGCUGCCAAAUCUUUGCACCACAAACUUCUGAGCCACACGCUACGGUUACCAAUGGCUUUCUUCGAUACAACUCCUCUAGGACGGAUUAUGAACCGUUUCUCUAAAGAUGUGGAUAUUGCAGACAAUAUUCUGCCAAUGUCUGUUAGAUCUUGGAUCCUCAUGGCUUUCUCCGUCCUCUUCAUCUUCGUCGUUAUCAGUAUUACAACACCAAUCUUCAUGAGCGUGAUCAUUCCCAUCGGAAUAUUCUAUUACUUCAUUCAAACCUUCUACGUAGCUACCUCAAGACAACUCAAAAGAAUAGAAUCAGUAACGAGGUCACCAAUAUACUCCCACUUUGGUGAGAGUCUUACAGGACAAGCAACAAUAAGAGCAUAUAGUAAACAAGAUGGUUUUACGAAGCAAAAUGAGGACAAAGUUGAUUUUAACCAGAUGUGCUCAUACCCCAGCAUCAUUGCCAAUCGUUGGUUGGCAGUUAGGCUGGAACUUGUGGGAAGUUUAGUGAUCUUAUUCGCAUGUUUGUUCGCCGUUCUUGGACGUGAGGAUAUUGAUCCAUCCCUCGUAGGACUCUCUGUUACGUACGCCUUGCAAACGACUCAAAUUCUCAAUUUUAUGGUGAGGAUGACUGCUGAAGUGGAAACUAAUAUUGUAGCUAUUGAGAGAAUGGAAGAAUACUCUGAUGUACAAAAAGAAGCCGAAUGGGAGAAGGGAGAACGCGAUCCUCUCUGGCCAAAGGAAGGAAGAGUGGAGUUUGAUAACUUCCAAGUGAGAUACCGUGAAGGAUUGGAUUUGGUACUCAAAGGAAUCACUUUCUCUGUGCAAAGUUGCGAAAAGGUUGGGAUCGUCGGAAGAACUGGAGCUGGAAAGUCUAGUUUGACUCUCGCUCUCUUCAGAAUCAUUGAAGCUGCUGGAGGAAAGAUUACCAUCGAUGACAAAAAUAUUGGAGAACUCGGUCUUCACAAUCUCCGAUCUCGUCUCACAAUUAUUCCUCAAGAUCCAGUUCUCUUUUCUGGUACGUUGCGCAUGAACAUCGAUCCCUUUAACUCUUACAGCGACGAUGAAAUUUGGCGAGUCCUGGAACUCUCUCAUCUGAAGCACUUCGUGAAGGGACUACAAGCUGGACUUCAGCAUGAAAUUGCCGAAGGAGGUGAUAAUUUAUCCGUUGGACAGCGUCAGCUAAUCUGCUUGGCCAGAGCACUGCUGCGUAAGACGAAAGUUUUGGUUCUUGACGAAGCUACUGCCGCAGUUGAUCUGGAGACGGAUGAUCUGAUCCAGAAAACAAUCCGAUCCGAAUUCUCUGAUUGCACCAUCCUCACAAUUGCUCACAGAUUGAACACCAUCAUGGAUUCGGAUAAGGUCAUUGUGCUCGACAAGGGUCAGAUAGCAGAGUUCGACAGUCCUACAAAUCUACUCCAAAAUCCCAAUUCAAUCUUCCAUAGUAUGGCUAAAAAUGCAGGAAUUUUGGGUAACACCAAUAACACCGCGAGUAGUUGAAGUUAUUUUUAUUGAAAGUGGAGUUCAUGGAGUUAGAACUAGAAAUUAGCUUGUAGAAGUUUGUGUAUAUAUUUAGAAGGCAAAAGGAAUUGGUUUUUAAACACCAAUUAAUGUGACGACUGAUUAACAAAUUAGUAAAGAAUUUUACAGUCGAGGAAAGAAUAUAAAAUAUCGUACUUAAUGACUCAAAUAAUUUUCGGCUUAAUUUUACCUCAUACUAUUCAUAGAUAAAGGCCAUUUAAUGUUAAUAGUUUAGCAAACAAGAAUUUUUCUUACUUUUCAGUAAGAAAAAUCAUUUUAUUUUUGGCAGCGAAAUAGUUAUUGUUGUUAAACUACCUCACAGAAGCAAAACGCAUGUAUGUAAUUUAUAUGUAGGUAUUUAUGUGAUUGUUUGCGAGUGUUGAAAUAAAAUUUUUGAUUUCUAAU